Molecule: messenger RNA, 2046 nt
Organism: Paraphaeosphaeria sporulosa
Lineage: Eukaryota; Fungi; Ascomycota; Dothideomycetes; Pleosporales; Didymosphaeriaceae
Exons: 11
Coding region: 1-2046 (681 amino acids)
Molecular function (GO): protein binding
Source: RefSeq, a predicted model, not a curated record
AUGCGCCUUUUGAAGAGCGUCCCGGACGGCGGCUUUGGACUAACCUCUUUUGACGAUGACUCCAUCCCUCCGUACGCCAUCCUCUCGUACACCUGUAUAGAGGGCCAGGAAGAUGGAUAUACCAAGAUCCGCUUCUGUGGCGACCGCGCUGCAGCAGAUGGCCUUGAAUACUUCUGGUAUAAGUGCGCGACUAAGUGCUAUGUAUACUUAUCUAAUAUUUCCAUACCAGAUGAAGAAAAAUCUUUUCAGCGUAGCCGGUGGUUCACGCGAGGCUGGACACUGCAAGAGCUGCUCGCACCACCUAGCCUCGAGUUCUUCUCACAGAAUAGUAGGUGCCUAGGCACCAGAGUCUCACUGGAGCUGGAAAUACAAGAUGUCACCGGCAUUCCUGUAAAGGCGCUACGUGAUCCAAAGCUCUCCAACUUUAGCGUAGACGAGCGAUUGAAAUGGGUAGCAAAGCGCACUACUACAGUGAAGGAAGACAAAGUGUUCUGCUUGCUUAGGAUCUUUGGCGUUUUCUUGCCACUUAUCUAUGGUGAAGGAGUGGAAUAUGCAACUUCGCGAUUGAAGGAUGAGAUACAGAAGCGCCAGCAGGGGCAAGGAAAGACGGAUCUGCAGGACAUUCCCAAGAGCCAGCUUCAGGCGAUCGAACAAAUCCUCUUCAUAUCUGAUACCCACCGGCGCAUAACUAUAUACGGACUAGGUAGCUGCGGUAAAUUAGUACUUGCGCUCGAGUUUACAUAUCGCGCACUAACAAGACAUCUCGUGAAGGAGGCAUUACGUCAAUUAGACGACUGGCUAAUAAUCGUGGACAACGCUGAUGAUCCCAGGUUAUUAUUCGACUCUAACAGCAAUGCACAGUCAGCCCGACUAGUUGACUACAUUCCAUAUAGUAAUACUGGUUCGGUCCUUUUCACCACUCGCAGUAGAAAGGUGGCCACCGAACUAACCCAGACCCACAUUCUUAAGCUAGAUAGCCUGGGCCAAAGUAAGGCUCAGCAGCUACUUGCGCGACAAAUAUUAAGACAAGCGCUACUAAAUGAUAGGGCGGUAGUCGAUGAAUUACUUAAGUCUCUUACUCCUGAGCUCUUUAGUGAGCGCUUCAAAGAUGCUAGCAGAUACUUAGGGAUGGAUAGCACGCAAAUCCAAAGGCAAGACCCUCUUAUAGCAGAGUAUCUUUCAUUCAUAUUAUGCGUUGAUCGUAUUAACAUUCCUCAGUCACUCUUACCACCAGCAACAUCUCAGUUACAGCAUAUAAACGCGCUUAGCACUAUAACAGGAUACGCAUUUCUUACUGAGCGUCAGGAGACUAUCCUAGGAGCUAAUAAAGAGAGAUUUUUUGAUAUGUAUCGGCUUGGAUAUAGUCAACGUAAAGCCUGGGUGGCGUAUCUGCCUCAUGCAUUGCACGUGGUAGGAAUAGAGGAUGCCUUGGAUGUUGCGACUAGUGCUAGGCUCUUAGAACGAAUAGGGCUAUGUCGAGAAAGCAAUGGGCAAUAUGCUCCAGCAGAACUAGCGCUCCAGAAAGCAUGGUCCUUAAGGAAGGGUUUGCUCGGGCGAGAGCAUCCCGACACGCUCACCAGUGUUAGUAACCUUGGGUCGGUUCUGUCGAGCCAGGGAAAGUACGAAGAGGCAGAGGCGAUGCAACGUCGGGCGCUAGAAGGAUAUGAGAAGGUGCUUGGGCGAGAGCAUCCUGACAUGCUCACCAGCGUCAGUAACCUUGGGUCGGUGCUGUCGGGCCAGGGAAAGUACGAAGAGGCAGAGGCAAUGCAACGUUGGGCGCUAGAAGGAUCGGAGAAGGUGCUUGGGCGAGAGCAUCCCGACAUGCUCACCAGCGUCAGUAACCUUGGGUCGGUGCUGUCGGGUCAGGGAAAGUACGAAGAGGCGGAGGCGAUGCAACGUCGAGCGCUGGAAGGAAGAGAGAAGGUGCUUGGGAGAAAGCAUCCAGAUACGCUCACCAGCGCCAGCCAGCUUGGGUCUCAUGUUACAGAAGCACCGAACAGUGACGACUAUGAGUGGCUGGUGGGCGACUUGGAGUGGAAGUUUUAA